Messenger RNA from Corticium candelabrum, 2032 nucleotides. RefSeq lists its product as uncharacterized. The transcript has 2 exons. Bases 672 to 1661 code for a protein of 329 amino acids. The record is from RefSeq and is a predicted model, not a curated record. Lineage: Eukaryota; Metazoa; Porifera; Homoscleromorpha; Homosclerophorida; Plakinidae.
AAUGCCACGCCAUCACAAUAUAAACUACGCGUAUAUGUCGUAAGACUAUGCCUCUAGUACAUACUAUUAGAGUGUAUCACUAAAAUGACUAUUUAUAUACCUUGCGUGCUCAUGUUUCAUCGUCACAAAGAGAUUUCACAGAAACUCGAUGACGGUGCGUAUACGUACAAGAAUCUAAUUAAUUGGCGGCAUCCGUUCCUGCCACUACUUAGCACACAAAUAUGCCGCAUCAUCACACGUGCAUCCAACACCUAAAAUUAUAGCUCUAGUAUGCUCAACGUUACAUAAUCUGGGCUCUUGCAUUUACGACUGGUACACGUACAGUACCAAGAUUAACAAAGUUCUAGUUAUUACGACUGUAGAAAGUCGAGAUCUAGAAAUGAAUGCGAACAGAGAGAGAGCGUUGAUAUGAUAACGUACGAUGACGUAAUUCACAUCGUCGCCCAAGUUCACCAAACAAUAAUUAUUGUUUAGACUAACCGGAAGCGAAGUCCCACCUAGAUUAAAUUAGCAACGAACAAACAAGAGGUAGGUUUGUCAUCAUACCAGUCGUACAGGUGUAGCCUAGCCGAUUGUGGUUACGUGUACAAACAGGCGUCCGAGUCAAUCUUGUAAUCGCUGCGGCGUGCCAGAUUCUGUGUCGUAGUUGCAGAGAGAGAAGACAGACUAAAAUGUUAGUGAUGAAGAAAGAUGACGACGAGGUCGGAGGCGACGCUUGCGUGCGAGACGUUCGCAUAUCGCGUCUUAAAGCCGCCUUCGAGGAAUGCGAGACGAAGCUGCGUCGACUUCGAGAGCUUCCGGAACUGUCGGCCAUUUUUUUCUCUGAUGAUACCGACAAGUUGGGAAAACAGUUGACCUCUAGCCAGAAGCCGGAAUUCGAUAGACAAGUGGAGGUGAGAAACCGGAAACGGAGCGACCGCCCUCGAAUUACACACAAAGAGGUGAGACCGCGAAGUGACGAAUUAACGAGGCAACGAGCUGUUGCAGCAGAGAGGAAGGAGAGUGGUGAUGCGAGCGAGUGCGAACGAGAUCCGGCGGUGGCGUCGCUUCAAAUUGUUGGAGUAAAAAGUCUUUGCCCUGAAGCACAAUGCGCCAUGCCUUCUCACGCCAUGCCUUCACACGCCAGAUACUUAGCCUUGCCUUCACACGCCAGAUACUUAGCCAUGCCUUCACACGCCAGGUAUUUAGCUGCCACAGCAGCUGAUCAACAGACCUCUAGGUUGCCAUCUUACCAUUCUUACUAUUCGUGGUUACAGCAAGGACAUACGCAUUCACCACCACCACCACCACCAUCAUCAUCAUCCAGGUUCCUGCAUCCCUAUCAGCGCGUUGGCAAUCAUCAGCAUCCGGUUUACUAUUCUAAUCAAAAUGUUGGUUGGACUCCGACGUUUACCUAUGGUGACCAUACGCUUGAGGAGCCUCCGUGCAAAGUCAGUCGAGGUCAGUUCUGGUUUCCGUCGGACUCUUGGUGUGAAGAGCCCAGAAGUGUACGCGAGGGCGUGAAGUUGCAAGGCGUUGGCGUACCGCAAGAGAACAGGAAUCAACUGGAACGCGAUUCGUGUUACAAUGUUUACGCGUAUUGUGGUCUGUCUGCAAAUCAAGCUCGAUCUCAAACCUUGGUACAUGGUUUGACCAAGAAAGCAGGGAUUGCUACAUUCUAGUUGACUGUUUUGGGUUAUAGCACUAAAAUUGUGUUGAUGCUAUUUUGUUCCUAGUUAUAAGAGUUUUCAUUUGAGUUUCCUGUUACUACUGAAAUUAUCCGAAAUGCUUUUGUUGGCUAUGCAAGUUAAUAAUAACCUAGUAUUGAUAUUAACUUGGUGUCAAGUAUCUGGCUUCUACGCUGGUUCCACAUUUCAUCAAGCAAACGUUUACGUUUACGCAAACAGAGAAGGCAUUCUGACUGUUUCCACUAACUUGUAAAACAGUUCUGCAUCUCUGUCUGCUCAGGCUCACACCUAGGUAGUAGGUUUAAACAUAUCGAUCCGAUCUCUUUUAUAUAGUAAUUGCAGACUGUGUACGCCAAAAUUUUCCA